Panonychus citri (citrus red mite) is the source of this 545-nucleotide messenger RNA. Its product is annotated as protein LLP homolog. Lineage: Eukaryota; Metazoa; Arthropoda; Arachnida; Trombidiformes; Tetranychidae. The record is from RefSeq and is a predicted model, not a curated record. Gene Ontology annotation, molecular function: RNA binding. The coding region runs from base 119 to 457 and encodes 112 amino acids. Gene Ontology annotation, biological process: dendrite extension. The transcript has 2 exons. Gene Ontology annotation, cellular component: nucleolus.
CAUUGAGCCGAUCAGUUGAAAGCACAUUGUUUAUGUUUUUCAGUUUAAAUGGUAAAAUUAAAUGUUUAAUUUUGUUGGUUAAUUAGUUUAAAUUUGUGUUUACUUUUGUUUUCAAACGAUGGCCAAAUCACUGAGGAGUAAAUUUAAACGUAAGAUGCGAGCCAUCAAGCGAGUUAGAUAUGGUAAAAAAGAGGAAGAUCGGUUGAAGAAAAUGCUUGCAAAUGCUGAGAAUGAUAAAACGAUUGAGAUUACAAAUGCUCAGCAGAUUGAAGGGAAAAAAUUGGAACCCAAAUGUAAUAAGGAUAAUAAAGAUGGUGAAGGUGAUUUAAUGGAGGUCGAAAAGCCUAAACGUAACUCGAAAACACUUAUGGAUGAAAAUGGUACUUUUCCAGUUUGGAUGCAUCCGAGACAGAGGAAGAGAACUUUGAAGAAACUCAAGGCUAAAAGGAAAAAAUAAUCAAUUGUUUUUUUGCUUGGUUUUCGUAUUAAUUAUUUAAAGAAGAAAUAAAAACAUUCGCAGCGGCAAUAAAGCUUUUUUUGGCUGA